UGUUUUGUAACCGCUGCGUGAUACAUACUUCUCAAUCACUAUUUGUGUCUGCUGCAUGCUAGAAAGAUUAUAUUAAGUAUGCGCUUACCACCUGCCCUUGGUGAAGGAUGAGGACGUCUCGCCGUGUCGACGCUGUUUCCGGCGGAAUAUGGGAGACAUUGCAAAGGGAAAGAAAGCUUUCGUCCAGAAGUGUGCCCAGUGCCACACAGUUGAAGAUGGGGGCAAGCACAAGGUUGGGCCCAACCUCUGGGGCCUGUUUGGCCGCAAAACUGGGCAGGCCGCGGGCUAUUCAUACACGGAUGCCAACAAGAGUAAAGGAAUCGUGUGGAGUGAGGACACCCUUAACGUGUAUCUGGAGAACCCCAAGAAGUACAUUCCUGGAACCAAGAUGAUCUUCGCGGGCAUCAAGAAGAAGGGUGAACGCCAGGAUCUGAUUGCAUACCUGAAAUCAGCAACAUCAUAAAAUGAACAAGGAAAAGAUUUUAAAUAUUUAAGUUCAUCUACAUUGUGUUUUUAGUCUUGCAUUUGCUAAUAUAUAGUUUUUGUUAAGUCAUUUGUAUGUUGGGUUACUUUUUUGCACUGAAAGGAAGUGGCGCAUCCUUGUUUUUCUUUUACCUAUGCUGUGUCCCAAUUCAGGGGCCACAUCCUUCGAACGACGCGUUCUACAAAGGCUUUUGCUUCGUAGACUGCGAAGGCCCAACCGAGGGUUGUUACAUGAGACAGUCUGGUUUAUGGAGGAUUCCCUAGUUGCGUCAUCAGUUGUUCCCGCCCUUACCCUUGCGUCACGAAGUGCCGCUCCUGGUGCUUAGUGGCCUUGACAGCUGCAGUUGACAAACUGCAAGCGAAAUGGUGCCAGAAAUUUGUAUUUUUUUGUUUUACCAUUUAACAACAAACAUUUUACCAACGUUAGCAUCACUUAAGUCUAGUAACAUUGCCUAUUAUUUUUAAAGAAAAUUUGAGGUUUUAAGGCCCCUUGGUUUUUUUUAACAUUUUUAUCGUUAGCUAUUCGAGUGAGAUGAAACCCAAUACUUACAUUUAAAAGUGUAAUAGUCGGCUGCUGUUGGAGUUUAAGAUACCAUUUUCUUGUGGGGAAAAAAUACAAUCAAAACCAGUGCGCAAUUAAUCUUGGGAUAGGUUGGGCUGUGAAGGAUUCAUCCGUUGUGUCCUUAAAAUUCUGACAAAUGAAGGCCUACAUUUCUCGGCCACAUUUGAAGGAACCUUUGGAAUGGGACAGCCUUGGUGCACCCAUGUGAUGUAAUGGGUCUUCAGAUGAAGCCUUCGAAGGAUGCGGCUGCUGAAUUGGAACACAACCCUAGUUAAAGAGCUUAGAGAAUGCAUUUUCACUUCCUGUUUAAGGCCAAUGAGUGACUUAUUGUACAAGUGGCCAAACAUAAACUACCCUGUUCUUUUUGUGAAUUGGUACCUUGAUAAUCAUUGCAUUAUUUGCUAGCAUGAUAGGUCACUUGACCUGUCAUUCAUUCUUGUUUCCAUGACAACAUGCUUCCUGUACUUUCUGCUAGCCAAACCAUCCACCAACGACUUUGUUCCAAAACAUAAAUAGCUUACAAAGUCCUAAUAAUGAGUAUAAACUCACCCAUGUCAAAAUGUAAAGGGUUGAACAUCUUACAUUUUCUAGUGGCAGACAGGUACUUUUAAUCAGUUCACCAUUACUCGGGGGGGGCAUUCACGUCAGCUGAAGUUUUUGAUGGAGGUGGCAGGGAGAAAUUUGCACCUGGAUUUUUAUUUUAGAACCAUUACCACGGCUUUUCCAGACCGGUCACUGAGGAAGUCCCUCUAAACUUCUACUUUACGGCGGUUGAACCUAACAGUCACUGAUAAGCUUUGUCAGGUUGCACUGUGGAUGUCAAAGUACUGGCCCUCUGUGAUUAAAAUAUGUACCAAUGCCUUCAGUAAUAUUGCCAUGGGACCAGACACGUCAAACAUUGUGAAAGAUGAGCUGGUAUAAUAAAGCCAUUUAGCAGUGGCGUGGCGCUAACAUUGCGACCCAUGUACACCUCAAGAGCAAAACCGACUGUCAAUGGUACAACACAGAGAAAGGAGGACUUGUUAUUAACCUGGUUUCACAGGCCUGAAUAGGACAGUUUUAACUUAUUUUAAUGUAAACUUGUUGACUGAAGCUGUAAAGUAUUUGUGAUGGGGCUGCUCGCUGACAUUUGCAUAUAUGCAGCAAUGUGCACAUAAAGUAUGUUAAAACAUGGUAGCUAUGUUCUGUGAAUAUGGAGCGGUUGGAUGAAGAAUCAAUUAAAAAGAACUGCAAUACUGUAAA
Messenger RNA from Lampris incognitus (smalleye Pacific opah), 2287 nucleotides. RefSeq names its product cytochrome c. Gene Ontology annotation, biological process: mitochondrial electron transport, ubiquinol to cytochrome c; mitochondrial electron transport, cytochrome c to oxygen. Bases 149 to 463 code for a protein of 104 amino acids. The transcript is spliced from 3 exons. Gene Ontology annotation, cellular component: mitochondrial intermembrane space. The record is from RefSeq and is a predicted model, not a curated record. Lineage: Eukaryota; Metazoa; Chordata; Actinopteri; Lampriformes; Lampridae. Gene Ontology annotation, molecular function: heme binding; electron transfer activity.